Molecule: messenger RNA, 1797 nt
Organism: Nothobranchius furzeri (turquoise killifish)
Lineage: Eukaryota; Metazoa; Chordata; Actinopteri; Cyprinodontiformes; Nothobranchiidae
Product: vimentin
Biological process (GO): intermediate filament organization
Cellular component (GO): axon; cytoplasm; intermediate filament
Molecular function (GO): structural constituent of cytoskeleton
Source: RefSeq, a predicted model, not a curated record
GUUCUGGAGAGGGAAACGCCUUUCUAGGGCACCGCUGAUGCUGCAGAGGUGAGGUGGACACUCUCAACAGAACCCAGUAAGAUGUCCUACAGACCAGCUCCUCAUUCUUCCUACAAAAAGAUGUUCGGAGGGGACCGAGCCACGGCCCGGACCAGCUACUCCAGCCGCCAGUUCUCCAGCCCGCUGCGCUCCUCUCGGGUCUCCUACGGGCUCUCCUCCGCUCCGACCACCGUUUACGCAAUGAAGACGCAGAGGCUCCGGAGCAGCGCGGCCAUGCCACGGCUGGCCUCCGAGAACCUGGACUUCUCCCUGUCCGACGCCAUCAACAGCGAGUUCAUGACGAACCGCACCAACGAGAAGGCGCAGAUGCAGUCGCUCAACGACCGCUUCGCCAACUACAUCGAGAAGGUGCGCUUCUUGGAGCAGCAGAACAAGAUCCUGCUGGCGGAGCUGGAGCAGCUGCGGGGCAAAGGCACGUCCCGGGUCGGGGAUCUCUACGAGGACGAGAUGCGGGAGCUGCGGCGUCAGGUGGACCAGCUCACCAACGAGAAGGCCCGGGUGGAGGUCCACCGGGACAAUCUGGCGGAUGACAUAGAGAGGCUGAGAGAGAAGCUGCAGGAUGAAAUCUCCCAGAGGGAAGAGGCAGAGGCAAACAUGCAAAGUUUUAGACAGGAUGUGGACAACGCUGCCCUCGCCAGACUGGACCUGGAGCGGAAGGUCGAGUCACUCCAGGAUGAGAUUAACUUUCUCAAGAAGCUGCAUGAUGAGGAAAUGCUGGAGCUGCAGAACCAAGUCCAGCAGCAGCAGCACGUGCAGGUUGACAUGGAGGUGGCUAAGCCUGACCUGACGGCGGCUCUGAGGGACGUCCGCCUGCAGUAUGAAAACCUGGCCUCCAAAAACAUACAGGAGUCGGAGGAAUGGUACAAAUCCAAGUUUGCUGACCUGAACGAAGCUGCAGCCCGGAAUAAUGAAGCUUUGAAACUAGCCAAGCAGGAGGCCAAUGACUACAGGCGCCAAGUUCAAGUCCUCACUUGUGAAGUGGAUGCCCUGAAAGGAACUAAUGAGUCUUUGGAGCGUCAGAUGAGAGAGAUGGAGGAGAACUUCUCCUUGGAGACCGGCAGGCACCAGGACACCAUCAGCGGCCUGGAGAUGGACAUUCAUAACAUGAAGGAUGAGAUGGCCCGGCACCUUCGAGAGUACCAGGACCUUCUAAAUGUAAAGAUGGCCUUGGACAUCGAGAUCGCCACCUACAGGAAGCUGCUGGAGGGAGAAGAGAGCCGAAUCUCCACACCACUGCCAAACUUCUCCUCUCUAAACCUGAGGGAUGCAUUGACUGAAUCCAAAUCUCACGUUGAAGCCACAACAACAAAGAAAGUUGUCAUCAAGACCAUCGAGACCAGGGAUGGUCAGGUGAUCAAUGAGUCAACCCAGAAUCAUGAGGACUUGGGGUAGCCACGUCUCGAUUUUUUUGCCAAACAGUCAACAUGAGCAAUACGAAGAAACACAUCUGACUGGGUCUGCAAGCAAGAAAGCCACCCAGCAACAACAGCUUGGAAAAGUGCCUUUAUAUGUGAUGAUGCAGUUUUGCUUCCUUCUUUCCUGAAAGUAUUUUGUCACUUUUUGUCUAGACAAAAUGGUGAAACCAGCACAGUAUAGCAACCCUAGGAGGUCUUCAGAAGCCUUUCUUUGUAACCAACAUAGUAUAUUUGACUUAAGCAUGCACACAAGAAUUCUGUAAGAUGAUGAUGAUGUCACAAUUGCCUGUAUGCAGCAAUAAACAAUGAAGACUGUAACUCA